Seriola aureovittata is the source of this 3499-nucleotide messenger RNA. RefSeq names its product coiled-coil-helix-coiled-coil-helix domain containing 4b (gene chchd4b). The transcript is spliced from 3 exons. Gene Ontology annotation, cellular component: mitochondrial intermembrane space. The coding region runs from base 1312 to 1770 and encodes 152 amino acids. Lineage: Eukaryota; Metazoa; Chordata; Actinopteri; Carangiformes; Carangidae. Gene Ontology annotation, biological process: protein import into mitochondrial intermembrane space. Gene Ontology annotation, molecular function: protein-disulfide reductase activity. The record is from RefSeq and is a predicted model, not a curated record.
UAGUCAAAUAAUGCCCCAGGAAAAUCCUUGGAUUUUUUUUUCAGAUUUGUAAAGAUGUCAAUUUUACAUGUUCUGUAUUUUUCUGGUGCUAUAAGACUCACUGUAAUAGGGCAACUUUAAUUUUGGGCACAGGAAAUAGACAACAUUUUGAACACACAUUUAUCUUUUAUGACCCAGUACCAAUGGGAUGAGGUGUAACUACUACCAGGGCUGAUCAAUAAUUAAACACUAUCUGGUAAGCAUUUUGUAAUUCGGUAUAUUGUGAUGUGAAGUACAUGACAACAUAUUUCUUAAUAACUACAAUUUCUUGUCAGUGAAACACCAGAGGCAUUUGACUGAAUAAGAUGAAUGAGUUUAUUCAACCUUCUGUCAUGUGACUUAACACCCUGUGAUCAGAAAAUAUCAUCACAGUAUCUAAAAGGAGAUUUUGGUAUCAUAGCAAUAUUCAUUUUUAUUUUAAUCACCAGCCAGCUGUAACACUUACUCAAUUAAUAAUUUACUCGAUCAAUAGAAAAUGAAUUGGCAACUGUAUAGAAUAAUUGAAUAAUUGUUUUAAGUCAUUUUUAAGCAAUAAUGCCACAUAUUUGCUGGUUCCAGCUUCUUACAUGUGAUGGUCUGAUGCUUUUCUUCAUCACACAUGACAGUAAAGUGAGUAUCUUUGGAUAUUGGACUGUUAGACAGUGUUUGUCAGACCAAACAAAAGAUAUGAAGAUAUUGUCCUGGGCUUUUCCCCCCAGUAUUUCAUGGAAUUAUAUAAAUGAAACAAUUCAUCGAAAAAAUAUUCAGUUGCAACCCUAAACAGAACAUUUCAAUUGACUGAAAAAGUAGUAUGUGUCGCACUUAUUGUUGUGGAUUGUUUGUAUCCCCCUCUAUUACACUUCUCCUCCUUUCUCUUGUUGGGAAUGUUAAUACUGUGUUUUGUAUUGAAUAACCGAUUGAUAAUGUAAUGCGUCUUUCCCAAAAAAAUGUGUGCUACUAAGUUCAUUUUAUAUGAAAGUGUAGAAAUAAAAAAAAUAUCAUAAAGCAAGAGAGAAAUCGUACAUAAAAAGAAGACACUUGAUUUAUUUGAACUCUAGGGGGCAGCGAUGUGCUGCGGAGCGUCUGUGUUACCGGAAACAGGAGAGAAGAGGAAGUCGUGUCCAUGCUGCAGCAAGGGUAGUUGUGAAACAGUGGCGCUGAUGCUGCCAGACUAAAACCUCUGAUAUUUUCAUGUGUUGUGUUGUUCGUUAAAAAGAGUCGUUGUCCUCGUUGGUCAACCAGCUGGUGCAGUGAAUCAGAAAAGAGGAGUUUAAUCUUUCCCAGCGUGAAGAAAUGAGCUCGGUCAGAGAGGAAGGUAAAGACCGAAUUAUCUUUGUCACCAAAGAGGAUCAUGCAACACCCAGCAGUGCUGAGCUCAUAGAGGAAGAUCCCAAUGACCCGUAUGAGGAGCAAGGUCUGAUUCUUCCCAGUGGGGAGAUCAACUGGAACUGCCCCUGCCUGGGUGGGAUGGCCAGUGGUCCCUGUGGGACUGAAUUUAAGGACGCCUUCUCCUGUUUCCACUAUAGUAAAGAGGAGGUGAAGGGCUCUGAAUGCUUGGAGCAGUUCAGGGCCAUGCAGGAGUGCAUGCAGCGUUACCCAGAGCUCUACCCACAGGAAGAUGAGAAGGUGCCGCAAGAACAGACCUCGCAAGAAUCUGGAUCUCCAGAAACACUAGGUACAAACUCAACAUCUACCACGGAGCAAGGCUCUAAUACCACACAACCAAACACAGAGAGCUCAGCGGAAAGCUAAUAAUGAGCCUCAGUGACAAUGAGAGGAACAAGUGUUUAAAGUGUUUAAAAUCACAUUUAGUCAUCCUUUCUUGCAGACAAAAAUGAGGCCCAAGUGUUUUUUAUUGUUAAAAGGAAGGUAAAAGUUUUUGGGGUAAUAUCAAAAAUACUUGUUUUACUCUAGCAGCUGUGGGCGUGUCGGGGGCUGAAUGACCAAAAGAGGAGGGAGAGACGAAGUUUAAAAAAUAGGGAAAAAAAGCUAACACCAUAAUUUACAAGCAGUUUUGUCAGCAGUGGUAAAGAAGAGUAAUGUUCACACCACCAUCCAGACAGGUUGAAAAGUUAUUUGCAGGCACAUUUAGCGUGCUGUUUAGUGUGCUGCAGCUGACCAGCUUUAUAGCCAUCAAGCUGACAUUAGCAGUGCACUUCUAGGUGAAGGUUCGCUUGGCCACUUGUUCAACCACCUAAGGUCUUUGUAAGUUAGUUAGACUUAAGAAGGAAAGCUAAUGUGGGUUGUUGUUCAAAGUUUUUGGCUACUGCUUUAUGAAAAUAUUUUUGUAAUGAUGCACGGACAUCACAUGGAAUCGAAAACUGUUAUUCAGAUAGUUUUAUGCAAGAUCGUCAUGAAACUAAAAAAUAUAAAAGUACAAAAUCUCUAUUUUGGCUUCUAAUUUUUUCUCAAUGCAGAAGACAGAUGUGAUUAAUGUUAUACCAGACAAAAACAUUAUGUUUAAUUUCACUUGGACUUUAAACCAAUAUUUAUGACUAAGCUGGGCUUUUACUUUUGUAAAACUAAUAUAAUGUGGUCCAGGAAAAAAUGACUGUCUAGAAUGUUAAAAUUCAUGUUGUUCAGUGCGGCCUGUGGAUGCAGGCAAAACAAGAUUAAGGAAUCUGUAAUUCAAUCAAGAGCUCAGAAGACCAAGCUGAGCACACGUACUGAGGUGGAUAAUAUUUAUUUUUUACUUUAUAUGUGUUUUAUACAUUUUUCAUUUUUCAUUCUCACAUGUCUGUGCUUUUUUCUUAUGGUGUAAAAAUAUAUAGCAUUUAAAUGGACAAUAUUUGUUACACAAGGUUUAUGUCAGUUAUUUUGCUGAUAAAGUUGCUAAAUUCACAGAGGGGGGAAGAAUGUGAUGAAGAAUAUGUUGUAAGUCUCCAGUGUUGAAUCUUGAGUAGCAUGUUUCCACAGGUGCCCUCUGUCCUAUGGGGCUGCAUUUCUUCUGCUAAUUUAAAAAAAACAGACUUUUUAAAACUUUUACCUCGGCUGAACUCAUCGGAACAACUUGUGUGUAACAUAGGACAACUUAAGUGACUUGAAGUAAAAUACUGUUGAAAGUUAUAUAAUAAAUUGUAUGAAACCCCUAUGGUUCUUGUGAUGUGGUUCUGGUUGUAAACCUCUCCCAUCUGUCCAGGCCUGAUCAUGCAAUGACUGUCAGCGAGAGCAAAUGUGUCAUUAGGACUCACCAGCAUCUAGCAGAGAGUAACUUUGCACUGAACAUAAAAAAGUUGAUUAAGAAACUCUUAGGUCAAACAUUGUCACUGCCUUUCAAAUUUUAUCUGGUUUGCGUUAAUUAAAUGUGUGUCACAUGUUUGCACUGUGAAUUCAGGUAUUUCGGAAAGAAUAUGUAUUAAUUUGUCAUUUAAUUUAAUCAAUACCGUUAAACACUUUAUUUUGUUUGUGCAUUCCACCUUUCUUUGGUGCAAAAUCUUGAAUUUGUAAGCCUGAUUAUCUCUGAUUAAAAUAUUCAAUAUAU